Molecule: messenger RNA, 2501 nt
Organism: Beta vulgaris subsp. vulgaris (sugar beet)
Lineage: Eukaryota; Viridiplantae; Streptophyta; Magnoliopsida; Caryophyllales; Amaranthaceae
Product: B3 domain-containing protein REM10
Exons: 7
Coding region: 426-2249 (607 amino acids)
Molecular function (GO): DNA binding
Source: RefSeq, a predicted model, not a curated record
AUACCUGCCAAGGAGUAGACAGAAGACAGUAGUAUACUAGUAGGAGACGUGAUGGCGUAUGCUGCAACUUCAUGUUUUUUUUUUCUUUUUUUCCCCCCAAAUUUAGUCGCUUAUAUUAUUUUUUUAAAAUCAAGUGGGGUCAUUUGACCCCACACCCUACCAAAUACAUCCUCCCCUGCACAUACAUACAUUUGUAUGUAUGGUCCACAUACACUGAGUAUAUGUGUAUAAUCUCUUACAGGAUAGAUAUCUUAUUUGUGACUUGAAGUGUAGAAGUGUAGCAAUUAUUGUAGUAAAGUUGUAAUGUGUAUUUUUCCUAACAAAGGUUAACUUUGAAUAAUUUUAAGUAAUUUAAGACAACUUAAGAGGUAAUGUUGAUUAUUGUAUGGUGAGUUUAAACCUACAUUUAAUCUUAUUGAGACUUUAUGAUACUUCAAGGUAACUUUGGUUUUGUUUUAUUGUGUUGGUUAGUUGGUAUACUAUGGAGUAACUCUUUUGGUUGCAUGCUGGACAUUUCUCUGGCCACCAUGUGGCCACGUGGAUUGAUCAACUCAGUUAAGAUUGUAAAUUUACUUUUACAGUUCAACAAUAGCUUCAAACACAAAAAGGAAGGAAAGCAAAAGACAGAGAUGGAAAGUGACGGUUCUCAUAAGCAGCUUCACAAAGCAAUCUCAGUGAACAUGCAAUGUGAAAUGCAAAACAAGCCUAUGUUUUCAUGCAAAGGAGCUUCUUUCAUAAAGGUUCUCGGUCGUGACUUCUCCAAGCAAUUGCAAUUACCUGAAGAAUUUACCGCGAACAUAACUGGUUAUGUACCUCAUCGAUUCAUCAUCGAAAGUGGUACAACAAACAAAUGCUGGAGGGUAGAAGUGGAAAAGGAUGGAGAUGGACGGAUGUAUUUCCGAGAUGGUUGGGCUGAUUUUGUGGAAUUUCAUUCCUUAGAAGUUGGCAACAUUUUAUUGUUCGAGUACGAGGAACAAUCAAUUUUCCAGGCAAGAAUAUAUGGUCGAAACGGGUGUGAAAAAACUUUACUCCUAGACAGUAAAGGAGGUCAAUGUAAGCCCCUAAAGACUAUCAAUGAUGAUGAUGGGGAAGAAAGUGAAGCCUUGGAUGAACCCGUGAUCGUAAAAUGUAGUCGACAGAAAACGAGAAGUUUAAGUUCGAGAAAAUAUGGAAACGGAAUUUAUAAGAAGCGCACAGUUAACCGAGAUUAUAGAAGGACAGCCAAGGUGUCAGUCACUCAAAACAAUUUGUGUUUCUCAGUAAUAAUGCACUACAGAAAGAGGCACCAAUUCAACCAGCUGACUGUUCCAAAGGCAGUUUCGCUAAAGAUGAAGCUACCAAGCAAAGAUGAAUUGAAAAUUCAGGAUGCCCAGGGUAAAUGUUGGACACUGGCACUAGGACAUAGAAGAGAUGGUCGUGCACUUUUUUCUCAAGGAUGGAAGGAAUUCCUGAAAGAUAACAAUGUUGCACCCGGGGAUAAGUUGAAAUUCGAGUUCAUGUCCGAUGAGAUAGUUCAAUGUCACGUGACAAGAGCAUCAGAGGUGAAUGAGCAUCAAUCCAAUGAACCAACCAGAUCCUCAGAUAUGGAUUGUAACCUUGAUAAGCCAAAUACUCGUAUUGUUUCUCGUGCCCCCAAAAAUAGGGCUGGUGGAAUUUCAAUGACUUCAAAGAGAAGGAUGUCCUGUGAGUCUGGAAGUUCAUUUUCUGUCAUGUGGAGGGACUCCUGUGCCAGAACAUAUCUGCAUAUGCCAAAGGCAAUAGUUCGAGACCAAAAUCUGAUGAACAAAGAGAAUAUAGUGCUUCGGGAUCCAGAAGGGAAGUGUUGGCCACAUGAAGUUAAAAAAUUAACAGGCAACCGUGUCGCUUUAGCCAAAGGCUGGGUUGAAUUUUGGAAAGGGCAUGGAUUAAAAACUGGUGACUUCUUGAAUUUCGAGUUUGUGUCCGAGAACCUAGUCCAGGUGAAUAUAAACCGAGGUAAGCCACAACAUGAACCCAAUGUUGAAGAUACUGUCAUCUACUUGGAUGCAAUAGAUGAUGAGGAAGCAGCUGCCAUCGAGCCAGAAGCGGUCAUCACUCAGCAGGCAGGACUCCAGGCUGGUAUUGAGCCAGAAGUGGGCAUUACUCAUGAAGGAUUUGAUGCUGCUUUCAGUGCAGAAGCAGGCAUUACCCAGGAAGGAUACGAUGCUGCUAUGGAGACAGAAGCGUUUAUUACUCUGGAAGCAUUUGAUGAAGCAACCACUCAAGUCUGAAGUUAAUAACGUCACCAACUAGUGCAAAAAACUUUUGGAUACUUGAUCAAUGUAUAUGUAAUAAAAUCUUUUGUCUUGUAGCUUAUGGUAAAUGUGUUUGGGUCAAUGCAGUGUAAAAGUGCCUAGUUUGCAUUGAGAAGAACUUUUGGAGACCUAAAAAUUUCAUAUGUAACCUGGAUUUUGUGUAUAUAAAUUCCAAUGUAGUACUAUAUUCUGACGGAAGCUAUUAUAUGCAUCUAGUUCAUCUGCGAU